UUUUCCUCUUUGUAGGUACAACAUUGUGUCAAGAGUUAGUAUGGCUCCUAAAAAACAAUCUGGAUUUUAAAAAGUCCGCAGAAAUCCACCUAGAUAGAAGAGCGCCAUUUUUUGAGUUUAACAUCAUCUGUGGUCAGAAAUUUGUUCAGGACGUAUUAGACCUAAAUAACCAUGAUCCUGCCGCCAUUAAGCACCUGAACUAUCUCGUGACUCCCAGAUACAAAACUUGGGAUGGCCUGAUUUCUCCGCGAAUCAUCAAGACGCAUUUGCCUUUCUGCCUUCUAUCACCAUCCCUGCUAAGUGCAAGCAAAGUUGUCUACGUAGCACGGAACCCGAAAGAUGUUCUCAUAUCGUAUUAUCAUUUGUGCAAACUUCUCAAGUACGAUCAUUUCAACUACCGUGGUGACCUCAAAACAUUCUGGCAAUUCUUCAAAGAAGAUCUAG
Molecule: messenger RNA, 444 nt
Organism: Bemisia tabaci
Lineage: Eukaryota; Metazoa; Arthropoda; Insecta; Hemiptera; Aleyrodidae
Source: RefSeq, a predicted model, not a curated record